Rhinichthys klamathensis goyatoka is the source of this 1982-nucleotide messenger RNA. RefSeq names its product SURP and G patch domain containing 1 (gene sugp1). Gene Ontology annotation, molecular function: RNA binding. Gene Ontology annotation, cellular component: nucleoplasm. The record is from RefSeq and is a predicted model, not a curated record. The transcript has 14 exons. Bases 40 to 1851 code for a protein of 603 amino acids. Gene Ontology annotation, biological process: RNA processing. Lineage: Eukaryota; Metazoa; Chordata; Actinopteri; Cypriniformes; Leuciscidae.
ACCCGCAGAAGAAGCAGCAGCUCCACAACACUCAGCGCGAUGGAGUCUAAUGAUGCGGGUCGUGGCGGCAGGAAGACUCAUCAGAAGAGUAAGCUGAAUGUGAUCAUGAGGCAGGAGGAGCUGAUCGCUCAGAAGAAGAGAGAGAUCGAGGCCAAGCUGAGAGAACAGGCUCAGACCAAGCCCACGCCGAAGCCGGCCCGGAACUCAGCCAGCAGCUCUCCUCCCUCACAGGCUUCAUCGUCGUCAUCUUCAUCAUCGUCCUCUUCUUCUUCAUCCUCCUCUUCCUCCAAGUCGAAUAAGUUUGUGAAUGACGGGAGUUUCCUUCAGCAGUUCCUGCGGAUGCAGAAGUCCAGCGCUGACGAGGGACCCCUCAGCCCCGCCCCCUGCGCUCAGAGCCAAUCACAGGCUCAGAAGAAGAGCGUUCUCAUCGGGAAGCGCCCGGGUCUGGGCGUCAGCAGCAUGAUCAACCAGUUCAAGAACUACUCCCAGUCCAAGAGGACCACACUCCCCGUGACCCGGCCCAGUGUGUUCAGCUCGCCCGAUGAUGAAGACGAGGAGGAGGACGACGAGCACUUCCUGGAGGUCAAAGUGCCGCCCCCGGAGGACCCUGAGCUGCGGCUGGUGCUGGAGAAGAUGGCCGUGUUCGUGGCUGAAGGAGGAGCAGCGCUGGAGAAGAAGGCCAUGGAGGAUUACAGAGACAAUCCCUUAUUCUCGUUCUUGUUUGAGAAGAACAGUAAGGACUAUCUGUACUACAGGAGGAAAGUGGCUGAGAUCAGAAGAGACUCGUGCGCUCAGUCUGAUGUCUCCUCCUCAGUGGACGACAGCACCAGGAAGGUGGCGGAGAAGCUGGCCCGCUUCGUGGCGGACGGUGGCCCGGAGGUGGAGAUCAUGGCUGCGCAGCACAACCGGGACAACCCCGCUUUCAGUUUUCUGUACGAGUAUCAGAGCGCCGCUCACCGCUUCUAUAAGGCUAAAGUGGACGAGUUUCGUGAGAGCCGGAGCGCCAGUGAGUCUCAGGCGUCGGUUCCGGAGCCACCGCCCUCGUCAGCGAAGAGGAAGAGGAAGAGCCGCUGGGGGGCCGAAGAUGAUAAAGUCCCGAUGCCGUCGAACCCUGUCAUCAGCUCUCCGACAGAGCCCAGCACUCCUGCGCUGACUGACCAGGAGCUGAGCAGUCUGGGAUAUAAGAAGGGGAAGCCGGUGGGUCUGGUGGGCGUGACGGAGCUCUCAGACGACCAGAAGAAGCAACUCAAAGAACAGCAGGAGAUGCAGGAGAUGUACGAUAUGAUCAUGAAGCACAAGCGUGCGAUGCAGGACAUGCAGCUGAUGUGGGAGAAGGCCAUCCGGAACCAUCAGCACGAGUACGACAGCGACGAGGAGCUCGACCCCGAGGCCGGCACCUGGGAGCACCGGCUCCGGCAGAUGGAGAUGGAGAAGACCAGAGAGUGGGCGGAGCAGCUGACUGACAUGGGCAAAGGGAAGCAUUUCAUCGGUGACUUCCUUCCUCCUGAUGAGCUGGAGAAGUUCAUGGAGACGUUCAAAGCUCUGAAGGAGGGCCGAGACCCGGAUUACUCCGAGUACAAGGAGUUCAAGCUGACGGUGGAGAACAUCGGCUUCCAGAUGCUGAUGAAGAUGGGCUGGAGAGAAGGAGACGGCCUGGGCUCUGAUGGACAGGGCAUCAAAAACCCGGUUCACAGGGGCUCUACAGCGGUGGACGGCGCAGGCUUCGGUGUGGAUCGACCCGCUGAACUCAGCAAGAGUGACGAUGAGUACGACGCUUUCCGUAAGAGGAUGAUGCUGGCGUAUCGCUUCAGACCCAACCCUCUGAACAAUCCCAGAAGGCCGUACUACUGAGACCUCCGGCUGCAGUUAUGACGGGCUUCAUUUCAGAAAGCAGUUUUCCUUUUUGAGCCGCUCAGACUCGAGCCCUGCAAGUGUUUGUUUCUUUAAAGAUCUUCAUGUGUUAUAUCCCCGUCGUUGAGGAC